CCGGCUCGGUCUUGAUAACCUCAAAGUUGCCUCGUUAAUCUAAUCCUUGCCUGAUCCUUGCGUUAUGCGUUAAUUCCAGAGACGUUAAUUCAAUCUGCCCUGUUCUUGAUCCAUUCUGACCCGUCCGAAACCUGCAAAAGCACGGUGCACAAGAGUGAUUAAUUUUCCAAGGUAGAUUGUGAAAUUAUACAACCUUCGGGGUGAAUUUUCAUGCUGUGCAAGGCAACCUGACUGGUUAGUGGUUUGGGAAAGCUGCUUGAAAAUCGCUUUGUUGUCAACCGUUCUUAUCACGGGCACUUUGAUGACCUUCAAAUUUUAGGAACCAUCCCUCCAUCAUGCUUCGACCUUUGUGGACAAUGCCGCUCUCAGGGCAUAUCGUGUCAAAGUUAAAUGAAAAUGGUUUCUUCUAUUGGGAGGAUCUGUGGAACCCUGACAAUCGCAAUGAAUUGAAACCCUCUGUCCAUAAAAUAUUACAGUCAUGCAGAGGCUUCUCCUCUCGUGAUUUUCAGUCAUUGCAGACUGCACCAGCAUCAACAUCAUCAUUUGAAGUAUACAUGAAAGACACUGAUGAUAUCAUAACAUUCUCAAAAGCCGUUGACGAAUUAUUUGGUUAUGGAAUUCCAACAGAAAGUAUUGUUGAGCUAUGUGGAGCACCAGGUCAAGGCAAAACGCAAAUAUGCCUGCAACUAUGUGCGUCCGUUCAAAUACCUAAAAGUCUUGGCGGUCUAUCAAGUGCAGCAAUUUACAUUGACACAAACAAAAACUUUUUUUUUGAAAGAUUUAAAGAAAUCAGUCUUGGAACUGUUGCACAUUGCAAGAAAGUGGUCCGCAAGUUGAAACUUGGUUCUUCAGCUGAAGAGGAGAUGAAAACCUUCACAAUUGAAAAUAUGGAAAGAAAUGUGCAUGUUCUGUACGUAAAUGGCCACAUUCAGCUUCUAGCAGCAGUCCAACUGCUGGAAAAAAUGAUAACUUCUAGCAAGGCACGGCUCAUCAUAAUAGAUGGAUUUGCCUUUCCUUUUCAAGAAAUAGACUCAGGUCUACAGCGUACAUCUUUCAUUUGUCGGACUUUGGGGAUACUUAGUCAGCUAGUAUCAAAAUUCAAAUUGGCAGUUGUUCUCACCAAUGAACUAACCACUCAUAUCAGUCCAAGUGGCGAAACAGAUUUCAUUCCAGCACUCGGAGGAAGCUUUGCUCAAUUUGUAUCACAUAGACUGCUGAUAGGUCAAGAUUCAAUACUGCUGAGUAAAAGUCCAAAUCGACCCUCAGCUGCUGCUAAUCUGAAGAUCACUGCAGAUGGCAUCAGAGAUGCUAAUUGAAAAUUACUAUCAGCUGAAGAACAUUCUUUGUCAUUUCAUCCAUAGUAUCCUUGAUUCUUCAAUUUAUGUGAGUGCCUCAUUUUACUCUCUUUAGCUUUUCUAAGUGUGAUGUUGGAAGCUUUGCUGGCAAGAAAUUCAGUCGAAGAAUAAAUCAUGAUGAUUGCCAAUUCAAACACUUAUCCAUUAGGUGGCCAGGUGCCCAAUAAACCUUGUCUACAAGUUGGCUUUUAAAGAGAUGUCUGCUACCUGGUAAAUGAACUGUAAUUUUAUUAUCAAUGGCCAUGCCUAAAAUUCGUUUUCAUUCACACUGGGGUUAGCGAUUCAGAGCAAAAGUUGUUUCAGGUCACUUUUAUCAUUACGUAUAUCCAGUAGUUAAGUGUUUCUGUUAGGAAUAAGUUUUCUCUUCCAGAAAACUGUAAAAUCUCUAUUUUUCUUCUCAAAACUUAAGAUUAAUGUAUAUUGGUUUUUGUUCUCUUUAGAGGGUAAGAAUGUAAUUACUUUAAUGUUUUCAGGAGUUUGAGUGUUAAGGAAUGAAUUUGAGCUCCUUUUCAUCUCUGCGCACAGUAUAAUUUUUUGUUAAAAAAAAAUCUCUCAACCUCUCCUGUUAACAGUGGCAAUUUCUGCAUGUAUGCUAGGGAAGCACUAAUUUUCGUGAGAUAUUGCCCUUUGAAAAGUUCGUUUUAUGAUGUCAUCCACCAUGGUAGUAACACCCUUGAUUUCUUCCACCUUGUUUUCAUCAGAGUUUUACGUUGAGUAACCAGUGCAAAUGUGCGUCACACCGACUGAUGAAAGCAAAGGUGGAAGAGAACAAGGGUGUCACUACCGUGGUGGACGACGUCAUAAAUCAAAAUUUUCAAAGGCGAUAUCUGGGAUAGGCAUGACUUAUUUAUUCAAGUACGUUUGUAAUGUUUCAAAAAUCAUACUAACUACAAUUAGAAAAUGUCUUUGCACUAUGCACUGUAGUGGAAAGCCCAGCCAAGCAGUGAGGAGCGAAUAAAAGACAAAUCAUGCAGCGGAUAUUUGCGACAACACUGCCUAGACGCAGCAGUUACCUUUGAAUGGGAAGAUAAAACUCAUCUCAUCCGAGUCAAAAGUCGAGAAAAAUAUGUCUAUAAAAAGAAUAUGUUCUCCUCUCCAUUUCAUUCCUAGUAGGGCUGUGCGAAUAUUAGCUUCGCCUGACUCGCACAUUAUUCGCAAAUUGCGAAUAUUCGCGCCUUUGCAAAUAGCGAAUUUUCAAAUAUUUGCGCUGUCUGGAAUAAUGAAUUUUCAAUUAUUUGCGCCGUCAAAAAUAACGAAUUUUCGAGUGGCAAUCGUGAAACUAGAGUGCCUAUACACAACCUGUAUUAUUGGCUAAGAAAUGAAUGAUAAUUACACUAAAAGGUUAAUUUUUGGCAAAAAUAUCCACCGAAGUUUGAUCCGAACACGAUUUUAGAAGUUGAUCAUAAAAAAAUGUCUAUCACACCCAAAAUCACGUCUAGAACUUCGUAGAACUUUGUUGCCAUCUUUUUUGUUUACAUUGGGCCAAACUAGGAGGGGAGGGGCUGGGAUUUGUUUACAUUGGGUCAACUUUGGGGCUCCAUAAUAGCCUACCAAUUAAGAAGCGGCACGCUUUUUUUUCUGUAUUAAAAGGAUUGAGAUGGCAAUACUCUCCCGUAUACAGGUACUCUACGUAAAACGUUGCGCGGACCAGUGCAAGGCUUCCAUCCAAGACAUGGCAAACGGCAAAUCUCCUUUGAUCAUUACCAACUUUCUCGAGUUUACCAACAGCAUGCGCGAUUGCGAUUGGCCGGUGUAUCUUGUUUGCUCCAAGAGUACCACACAUUGAAAGUCAAAUAAAUAAGAGGGAAAGAGGGAAAAGUUCAUUAACACAUUUUCAUUAACACGGAAACAAAUAAAAUACUAAAAAUGUGUCUGGUGAUCCUUAAAUACUAGUUUGACUGCCUGCGCAGUUACCUUCAAACCCUGGAAAUGUGUACUUAACUACAGGGACAGUGAAGCCAGCAUCCAGGGAUCUUUAAAGACAUUCUUAACAACUUUGGCUACCAUCAUAGCAUUUCAUAGUUUUCUGUGCAGGUGUAUUAGCAAA
Bemisia tabaci is the source of this 3402-nucleotide messenger RNA. RefSeq names its product DNA repair protein RAD51 homolog 3. Gene Ontology annotation, cellular component: Rad51B-Rad51C-Rad51D-XRCC2 complex; Rad51C-XRCC3 complex; replication fork. Gene Ontology annotation, molecular function: ATP binding; crossover junction DNA endonuclease activity; four-way junction DNA binding. Lineage: Eukaryota; Metazoa; Arthropoda; Insecta; Hemiptera; Aleyrodidae. The record is from RefSeq and is a predicted model, not a curated record. Gene Ontology annotation, biological process: reciprocal meiotic recombination; meiotic DNA recombinase assembly; DNA repair.